Lichtheimia ornata is the source of this 1275-nucleotide messenger RNA. Its product is annotated as ornithine-oxo-acid transaminase. Gene Ontology annotation, molecular function: L-ornithine transaminase activity; identical protein binding; pyridoxal phosphate binding. Lineage: Eukaryota; Fungi; Mucoromycota; Mucoromycetes; Mucorales; Lichtheimiaceae. The record is from RefSeq and is a predicted model, not a curated record. Bases 1 to 1275 code for a protein of 424 amino acids. Gene Ontology annotation, cellular component: cytoplasm. The transcript has 4 exons.
AUGGCUGCCACUAGCAAAGAAGCAAUCAACCUUGAGCACGAAUACAGUGCACACAACUACCAUCCCCUUCCUGCUGUCUUCUCCAAGGCACAAGGUGUGUGGGUUUGGGACCCUGAGGGUCGUAAAUACAUGGACUUUUUGUCUGCCUACUCGGCUGUGAACCAAGGCCAUUGUCACCCAAAGAUUGUCAAGGCCCUUUGUGACCAAGCUCAAGUUCUCACGCUGUCGUCUCGUGCAUUCUACAACAACGUGUUUGGUUCGUUUGCAAAAUACAUUCACGAAUACUUUGGCUACGAUAUGGUGCUUCCCAUGAACACGGGUGCUGAAGCUGUUGAAACCGCCAUCAAGCUUGCACGCAAGUGGGGUUAUGAAAAGAAGGGUAUUCCAGAGAACGAAGCUAUUGUACUCAGCGCUGAAAACAACUUCCAUGGUCGUACCACGGGUGUUGUCAGCAUGAGCACUGAUCCUGAAUCCUAUGGUGGUUUUGGUCCUUACCUUCCUCUUGUUGGCCCCAAGGCUACUGGUCAUCUCAUCCGCUACAACAAUGUUGAUGAUCUCAAGCAGGUUCUUGAAGCACAUGGUGACAAGGUUGCUGCUUUCAUUGUUGAGCCUAUUCAAGGUGAAGCUGGUAUCAUGGUCCCUGAUGAUGGCUACUUGAAGCAAUGCCAAGAAUUGUGCAAGAAGCACAAUGUGCUCUUUAUCGCUGACGAGAUUCAAACCGGUUUGGGUCGUACUGGCAAGAUGUUGUGCACUCAACACGACAACAUUCGCCCUGAUGUCGUAUUGUUGGGCAAGGCUCUUUCGGGUGGUGUGUACCCUGUAUCAGCUGUGUUGGCUGAUAAAGAUGUCAUGAUGUGCAUUAAGCCUGGUGAGCAUGGAUCCACUUAUGGCGGCAACCCACUUGGAUGUGCUGUUUCGAUUGCUGCUUUGGAGGUUAUCAAGGAAGAGGAUUUGCCUGCACGUGCUGAGCGAUUGGGCAAGGUCUUUAGAGAUGCUCUUUCCAAAAUCAAGAGUCCUCUUUUGCAAACAGUUCGUGGCCGUGGUUUGCUCAACGCUAUUGUGAUUGAUGAAUCUAAGUCUGAUAAGACUGCAUGGGAGAUUUGCUUGUUGCUCAAGUCUCGCGGUCUUUUGGCCAAGCCAACCCACGUGAAUAUUAUCCGAUUGGCUCCACCCUUGGUGAUCACUGAAGAGGAGUUGUUGGAAGGUGCUCGUAUCAUCGAACAAGCCCUUACUGAUAUUGUCGACAUGAAGAAGGAGGAUAUCAAGGAAGAGUAA